Colletotrichum abscissum is the source of this 1407-nucleotide messenger RNA. Its product is annotated as ammonium transporter. The record is from RefSeq and is a predicted model, not a curated record. Gene Ontology annotation, molecular function: ammonium channel activity. The transcript has 5 exons. Gene Ontology annotation, cellular component: plasma membrane. NCBI's taxonomy places the organism in Eukaryota, Fungi, Ascomycota, Sordariomycetes, Glomerellales, Glomerellaceae. Gene Ontology annotation, biological process: ammonium transmembrane transport. The coding region runs from base 1 to 1407 and encodes 468 amino acids.
AUGACGGAAGUCAUCCCUGUGACCGAGUUCCCGGACUAUGCCACCGACCCAACGGGAGGCAACCCAAUCACCCAUGACCUCAAUGCGCCUUAUGACAAGGGUGACCUCUGCUGGGUGCUGGUAUGCACAAUCCUGUGCUGGCAGAUUACGCCGGCCAUCGGCUUUCUCUACGCCGGAAUGCAUCGUAGGAAAUCCGCCAUGACGAUGGUUCUCCAAUCACUCUUCUGUGCAUGCGCCUGUGGCCUACAAUACUGGAUCUACGGUGCAUCACUGUACCAGUCACGCACGACGAACCCUAUCCUCGGCGACCUGUCCCACGCCGCAUUCCACAACCUCCUGGCUUCUCCUUCGUUUGCCAACAGUGAUAUCCCAGACAUCUUGUAUGCUGCCUUUGGCUUCACCUUUGUUACAGCUACGGCAAUGAUCCUGGCCGGUGCCAUGCUCGAGCGCGGCCGUCUCUGGCCCAGCAUGCUUUUCCUCCUCUGCUGGAACACGUUCGUCUACUACAUCGGUUGGCUGUACAACCUCGGCCUCUACGACUUUGCGGGCUCCGGUCCGGUCCAUAUCGCCAGUGGUUUUGGAGCCCUUGCCUGGUCCAUGAUGUUGGGUCCCCGCAUCGACGACAGCAGCACGUCCACGAAGAAGAGGCACGUCCCACAGUUUAGGGGCCACAACCCUUUGCUGAUGACUCUGGGUACCGUUCUCAUCUGGUUUGGAUGGUUUGCCUUCAACGGAGCUAGCACGGCUAACCUUAGCUUGCGGUCCAUCUAUGUCGUUGUGAACACCAACUUUGCUGCUUGUGGUGGUGGAGUUACGUGGGCCUUGUUGGACUACAUGUACAUGAAGAAGUUCAGCUUGGUUGGCUUCUGCUCGGGUAUUAUCUCCGGUCUUGUCGGUAUCACCCCUGCAGCUGGCUUCGUUCUUGUCUACGUCUCACCUCUUGUCGGAAUUAUCACAGCCAUCUGCUGUUUCUACACCGUUCGAUACCAGUAUAUCCUCCGCGUCGACGACGGUCUCGAUAUCUUUGCCAUUCACGGUGUCGGUGGAUACGUUGGUGAUAUUCUGACUGGUCUUUUUGCCCACAAGAUGGUACCUGCUCUCGACGGAGUUAGCGGCGACUCGUAUGAGGGCGGCUGGUGGAAUGGGAACUUCAGACAGCUUGGUCUACAGUUGGCAGGCGCGACGACUUGCGCUGCCUGGUCGUUCUUUGUCUCCUGCAUCUUGUUGUUCCUCAUAAAUAAGAUUCCGGGCAUGCAUCUGCGCGCUACUGAGGAAGACGAGUUGCGAGGUCUUGAUUAUGCGUACAUUGAGGAUAUUGUCUCGGACUACGAUGAUGGCAAUAUGCUGAUCCACAAUGGCCAGGUGGUGGAGACGCCGACUCCGGCGAGCUUUUCGAAAAGCUCCUAG